AAAUACCCAGGAAAAAGAGGGUAAAUCAUGUAUGAAAUCAAGAAAUAUGGGUGUGAAAGAUGAAGAGCAAUGGAAGAAAUAUGUAGAAGAAGUGAAAAAAAAGAAAAAAAAAGAUUCGGAGGAGAGGAUGUGUAUUUUAGCACGAAUUAAUGCAGAUAAAGAAGAAAGGAAAGCAAAAGAACAGUAUAAGAUUUCGGCGCGUUCAGUUGAAGUUUCUAUAUCUACAGAGGACGAAAAUUCUCAAAAGAAUAGUAAAAAUAUAUGCCUUUUAAAUAUACGACUUUUAAAUGGAUUAUCUAUUCAAGCUAAACAUUUUACAAUUAAUGAUACAUUGAAAGAUGUUCGAAUAUGGAUUGAUGAGAAUCGUACAGAUAGUAAGAUACCUUAUGACCUAAUUCAAGUGUAUCCGAAAAGGUCGUUUAGUAUUUUAGAAGAAGCUAAAACAUUGGAAGAAUUAGACUUAUAUCCUAGUGCAACACUAAUUUUAAAGCCUAUAAAGAAUGCGGUAACAGCAUAUGUUAAUUUAGAUAAAGGUUAUUUUUCUAGACUAAUUGGGGCCUUUGGUUAUUUUAAAAGUAGUAUAUACUCAGCUUUUGGUUGGGCAUAUUCAAUUAUUAAUAAAAAUAAACCAAUUAAAAAGAUGGAACAAAAUAAAAAAGUGCACUCUUUAAAUGAUCAGCGAACAUCAAGUUUUGAUAAUAGAAAUAAAGAUAAAAAUGUCUGGUAUAAUGGAAAUGCGCUUGAUCAAGAACCUCCUAAAGAAAAGAAUAAUUAAAAUUAGUUUUCGAUUCUUUCUCUUCAAUAUAUAUAUUAUUUGCAGC
Molecule: messenger RNA, 821 nt
Organism: Pneumocystis carinii B80
Lineage: Eukaryota; Fungi; Ascomycota; Pneumocystomycetes; Pneumocystales; Pneumocystaceae
Exons: 4
Coding region: 32-775 (247 amino acids)
Molecular function (GO): protein binding
Source: RefSeq, a predicted model, not a curated record